CGGAAGGAGGAGGAGCCUGCGGGGAGUCUGGCGCUAUGGCGGCGGUGGAUAUCCGAGACAACCUGCUGGGAAUUUCAUGGGUUGACAGUUCCUGGAUCCCUAUAUUGAACAGUGGUAGUGUCCUGGAUUAUUUCUCUGAACGAAGUAAUCCUUUUUAUGAUCGGACAUGUAAUAAUGAAGUGGUCAAAAUGCAGAGGCUCACAUUGGAACACUUAAAUCAAAUGGUUGGAGUAGAGUACAUCCUUUUGCAUGCCCAAGAGCCUAUUCUUUUUAUCAUUCGGAAACAACAGAGGCAGUCUUCUACACAAGUCAUCCCGUUAGCUGAUUAUUAUAUCAUUGCUGGUGUAAUUUAUCAGGCACCUGACUUGGGAUCUGUCAUCAACUCCAGAGUGCUCACAGCGGUGCAUGGGAUUCAGUCAGCUUUUGAUGAAGCUAUGUCCUAUUGUCGUUACCACCCCUCCAAAGGGUACUGGUGGCACUUCAAAGAUCAGGAAGAACAAGAUAAAGCCAAACCUAAAGCCAAGAGAAAAGAAGAACCAAGUUCUAUUUUUCAGAGGCAGCGUGUGGAUGCGUUACUCCUAGAUCUACGACAGAAAUUUCCACCCAAAUUUGUUCAGCAAAAACCUGGAGAAAAGCCUGUUCCAGUGGAUCAGACCAAGAAGGAGCCAGAACCUACACCCGAAGCGAUAAAAACAGAGGAAAAAGAGACUCCCAAAAAUGUCCAGCAGACAACUAGCACUAAAUGUCCCCCUGAGAAACGAAUGAGACUACAGUGAAUGUUGGGCUGUUGUUUCCCCAGCACCAAAGAGAAACAUACACAAUUCCCCUUCUCUGGAUGAUAUCAGACUUCUGCAGCAAAGACUUUCUACCAUCACAGGAUUUAAAAUCCCUUGUUAAAGCUUUCUCUUCUUUAUAAGAAGCUCUGGUUCCCUAGAAAAGAAUUUAUUUCAUCUCCCUUCUUUGUAUGUUAGAUUUUUUUUCAUUAAUUUUUUACAUGCUCCCCCAUAUCAGUAAUAUGUGUAUAUAUGUGUUUAUCAAAUAAAAUAACUUUAUAGAA
Messenger RNA from Dromiciops gliroides (monito del monte), 1057 nucleotides. RefSeq names its product mediator complex subunit 6 (gene MED6). Gene Ontology annotation, cellular component: mediator complex; core mediator complex. Gene Ontology annotation, molecular function: transcription coactivator activity. The transcript has 8 exons. Gene Ontology annotation, biological process: regulation of transcription by RNA polymerase II. Lineage: Eukaryota; Metazoa; Chordata; Mammalia; Microbiotheria; Microbiotheriidae. The coding region runs from base 36 to 776 and encodes 246 amino acids. The record is from RefSeq and is a predicted model, not a curated record.